AUGCGUCAGCUGCGUGCACCGCUCGACGCACUACUCGAAAAGGACACUCCAUUCGACUGGAACUCCGAAUGCGACGCAGCUUUCGAACGCGCCAAGGAAGUGCUCGCUUCGGACCUGCUCCUUACUCACUACAACCCAGAUCUACCGAUCGUCGUCGCGGCCGACGCUUCAGACUAUGGAAUAGGAGCAGUCAUCUCCCAUCGUUACUCAGAUGGAUCAGAGAAAGCCGUCUAUCCCGCAAGUCGCUCUCUCAGCGCUACAGAACUACAGACAAACAGAAAAGGAAGGGGCUCGCCCUCAUCUACGCCAUCCGCAAGUUUCACCGCUACAUCUAUAGAAGCCACUUCACUCUUCUCAUGAACCACAAGCCACUUUUGGCCAUUUUCGGAUCGAAGAAAGGAGUUCUAUCAUACUUGACGAACCGUCUACAACGCUGGAGACUCACGCGCCUACGAUUUUGACAUCGAGUAUCGGAGCACUACCAACUUCGGACAAGCAGACGCACUCUCUCGCCCCAUUUCCGCCCAGUCGCCACCGGAAGAAGACCUCAUAACAGCCACAGUCGCCAGGGACGUGAACGCCAUCUUUCGCGACAAUGUUAACCGUCUACCGGUCACUGCUGAACAUGUAGCACGUGCAACCGCAGGGGACGACUGCCUACUUCAAGUCCUGGACCACGUCCUUCACAACCACUGGCCGAAGAAGCUACCACCAACCGUUGCCAAUUACGCCCACCUGCGUAACGAUCUCUCAACGCAACAAGGACGCCUACUCUUCGGGAGCCGUAUCAUCAUUCCGCUCUCACUCUAGCCAACUGUCAUGAGAGCGCUCCACCAAGAACAUCCAGGAAUAAAUAGGAUGAAGACUCUUGCUCGCAGCAACGUAUUCUGGCCGAAGAUCAACGACGACUUGGAGAAGCUCGUUCGCACCUGCGCCGCCUGCCAGGAGAGCACUAAGUUACCCACCAAGAACACACUCUGUUCGUGGUUUCGCCCGGAUGCGCCAUGGAGCCCUAUUCACGUUGAUUUCGCUGGCCCGAUAGAGGGAAUUUUUUACGUAGUGGUCAUCGACGCUUUCUCCAAAUGGAGGGAAAUCAUACCAAUGACUUCCUUUACCUCUAUUGCAACGCUAAGGAAACUUCGACGUCCAUUCGUGCAAUUCGGGCUUCCUCAGACAAUCGUCUCAGAUAACGGAACUCAAUUCACCUCUGCUGAGUUCCACGAUUUUUGCCGAAUCAAUGGAAUCAAGCACGUCCGGUCGCCAUCCGGUCGCCACCGCUUCAUCCUCGGACAAAUGGACGAGCUGAACGCUUCGUCGACACAUUCAAACGCUCAAUCGGAAAGAUUAGGAGCAAUGGACUGGCCGUGGACACUCUACACAUUUCUCUUCACUUAUAGGAGCACGCGGUGUACCGCAUUACGAUGGACGAUCUCCCGCAGAAAACUUCAUCGGUCGACGCCUUCGCAGCACGCUGGACUUGCUGAAGUCUAA
Molecule: messenger RNA, 1491 nt
Organism: Haemonchus placei
Lineage: Eukaryota; Metazoa; Nematoda; Chromadorea; Rhabditida; Trichostrongylidae
Source: the annotation of a GenBank genome assembly